AUGAACAAACUAUACCAAUACUCCGUCAUUUCCGCAUUAAUGGAGGGCGUAGCCGGAAAGGGCCUCCCUCUAUCCUCUCUACUCGCCAGAGGCGAUCACGGCAUCGGCACUUUCCGGACCAUGUUAGGCGAGCUCAUCGUCGUCGACGGCAAGGCCUACCAGAUGCUCUUCGGACGGGACAGCGCGCGAGGCCUCGGCCAAGGUAGACACCGUGCCCUUCGCCAUGAUCACCCGGUUCCGGCCCAAGAGCGCCAUAAAAUCCACCCUCGCCAACAAGGGGAGCUAGGCGCCAUGAUCGCCAGCCUGUUCCUCACGGGCCGCAACAGCUUCGUCGCCUUUCGCAUCGACGGUGCCUUCCGCUCCGUGCAAGUUCGAACGGUGUCGGGUCAGUCUCAUCCAAAGGAGGGCCUGGGGGAACUGGCCGCCCGGCAGCCGGUGCACUCGCUGACGCACACCCGCGGCACGGUCGUGGGCUUCCGAUCGCCGGCUUUUCUGCAGGGCGUCAGCGUCGCGGGCCUGCAUAUGCAUUUUAUCGACGAGAAGAGGGAGCGGGGCGGGCACGUUCUCUCGCUGGAGACGGAGGGCGACGUCACGAUUCGGGCGGCGGACGUGAGUAGGUCUGUGUUGGACUUGCCGCGGGAUGAUACGGAAUACAAUGACGCGACGAUCAAGGUGGACCUGGCGGCGAUAGAGGCGGCGGAGGGAUUAUUACACGUUUAA
This is a messenger RNA of Parascedosporium putredinis, 720 nucleotides long. The record is from the annotation of a GenBank genome assembly. Lineage: Eukaryota; Fungi; Ascomycota; Sordariomycetes; Microascales; Microascaceae.